This is a messenger RNA of Thamnophis elegans (Western terrestrial garter snake), 3770 nucleotides long. RefSeq names its product aralkylamine N-acetyltransferase (gene AANAT). Gene Ontology annotation, cellular component: cytoplasm. The coding region runs from base 515 to 1132 and encodes 205 amino acids. Gene Ontology annotation, biological process: response to light stimulus; circadian rhythm; melatonin biosynthetic process. Gene Ontology annotation, molecular function: aralkylamine N-acetyltransferase activity. The transcript is spliced from 6 exons. The record is from RefSeq and is a predicted model, not a curated record. NCBI's taxonomy places the organism in Eukaryota, Metazoa, Chordata, Lepidosauria, Squamata, Natricidae.
CGCUUCGCGGGGCGGGGCAAAGGUGGUGCGUGCUGCGGGGGCGGAGCUCCAGGCUAGGCUGAGUCGGCCGAAAGGCGAGCAAGGCGGCUUAGGUCGCUUGGGGCAGGAUCGCAGAUUUGGCCAGUCUUCACGCUCAGCUUCUUCUGCCCCUGGAGAAGUAGGGAAUGAAUGGUUGAAGAAGAAAUAAUGAGAACCGUAGUUUCUGUUGGUGGAAGGGAAAGGAGGAAUGGAAGAGGAGAUAAGAGAAUGAAAGCAGAAAGAGAGAGAGAACUUGGAAGGGCUAAAAGCAAAAUGAGCACAAUGGGAAAAACCUGGUUAAAGACUUGGAGUAUUCUUUGCCCUUCUCUCUAGCAACAAUUCUGCCGAGUGUCAUUCUGGAGAAGUUAAUAGAUUACUAAAAGAAAACUCAACACACAGGUCUUCUCAUCUGCUGACUAAUUGUGCUGGAGGCAGUUGAAUUAAACCCGAAAGGAGGAGAAGAAACAUUUACAGAAGAGGCAGAAAUACAUAGAAGAUGUCUAUGAUCAGUGCUUUGCCCUUUUUCAAAUCCUCUUAUCUCAGAUCUUCACAAAACUCCCUUAGGAGCCAGCGUCGACACACUCUUCCUGCAAGCGAAUUCCGGUGUCUCACACCUGAAGAUGCCAUUGGAGUAUUUGAAAUUGAGAGAGAAGCCUUUAUUUCAGUGUCAGAAGAUUGCCCCCUCCACCUGGAUGAGAUUCGACAUUUUCUUAACCUAUGUCCUGAGUUGUCACUUGGCUUGUUUGAAGAAGGCCAACUAGUUGCUUUCAUUAUUGGCUCCCUCUGGGACCAGGAAAGACUCAGCCAGGAUGCACUGACACUACACAAGCCUGAUGGUACCAUAGUCCACAUACAUGUUCUGGCAGUACAUUGUACUUUCCGCCAGCAAGGCAAAGGAUCUAUCUUGAUGUGGCGCUACCUACAGUACCUAUGCUCUCUGCCCUAUGUGCGUCGAGCCACACUGAUGUGUGAGGACUUUCUCAUUCCCUUUUAUACCAAGUGUGGCUUUAAAGUGCUAGGCCCUUGUGAGAUCACUAUUGGUUCAUUAAAUUUCAUUGAGAUGAACUGCGCUAUUCAGGCUCAUGCGUUUAUGCGCAGAAAUAGUGGCUGCUGAUAUUUCCCCUUGUUAAUUUCCAACUAUCUGGUUAGAAAACAAAAUAUCUGCUGUGAUUCUCAGUCCUUCAGAGGGAGCUGAAGUCUAAUGAAUCCAGGAAGUGCUGAAAGGCAAGACCUUGGUUGUCCAUGAGUAUAAGGGCCUUCUGAUUCAGCAGUAUCCAGCGAGUAAACCUACUCAGUCUGAAAAGGAAGUACUGAUAGAUCCCACCUUUUGAAAGUGUUGCCAUCCUUACUACAUGAUGCUUAAAAGAUCUACAAGUGAUAAUGCACUGUAAGCUGCUACAGUCAUUCAAUUGUAAGAUAAGAAGAAUGUAAAGAUUACAAGCAAGGCUGCCUUUAAAAAUUAUAGCUAAGCCUCAGACUUUUUUCUUGUGUCUUGCACUGGUCAAAUUCUCACAUGAGGGUAAAGGUGUAAUGAACUUUAGCAUGUUAUUGUUUAGCUUGAUGUGAGAACGACCAUUUUGCAUUGAGCAAACCAUGUGGAAAAAAAGUUAGGUGAGCACUGUGUGAAUAUGACGGUAAAAUAGAAUAAGGAAUAAUGCAAUAAUUUAUUUUCUCAGAUUUAAACCAUGAAGGCAGCAAAACAUGAUAGCUGCUUGCAGUUCUACCAAAAUUUUGUAAUAAGUUAUGAGUAUUGCAGAAAGUCAUUAUAUAUUAUUCAUUUUGUCAUUCAUGUUUCAUUCAGUAAUAACAACAGCUCUAUUUACAAGAAGAGUUCAACUGCACUUUGAAUUCAUAAAAUUGGUUACUUUCAGUUUCAUAGUCUUCAAGUAACUAAGUGUAUUUAUACAAAACUUACUAUAAGUUAUUGCUUUUUGUUCACUGGAGAGCAAUUCUAUACCUUAUUAUAGUGGUUGGCUUUAUGUAAAGGUAUGAAACUUCAUGUGUUUUAUAAAUAUAUGCUGCCUUAGCAUUAAAGCCAUGACAGACUUCCUUCCGAGCAGAAUUCCUAUAAAUACUUCCCUCAUUUAAUUGUCCCUUAAAGCAUAUGAUGUGCAUUGAAUUCUACCUGUGAAGAUCCCCUUGACACAGGAUGGAAAAGAAAAUAGAUGUACAAUUGUUUUUAUUUGUCUAAGUAUAGAUGUAUGGUAUUGUUCAGUCCAUCUGUUGUGAGUAAAGGGACAUCUUUGUGUCUAUACAUUUUUCAAUUAAAGCCAGAUCAUUAUCUAUUUGUCUGCCAUACUGUUGAUUUUAGAAAACCAGUAAUAACUUUUUAUCUGUAAAAAUGAGGUUGAUAAGCCUGAACUCUAGAGAUUAGGCAACUGAGUAAAGCAAGGGUCAUUCUGUUAAACCAUCUAUUUAGCAGGAAUGCUACUCAUUUGCAUGAUAUAGGUAGUCCUCCACUUCAGGCUGUUCAUCUAACAACAGUUCAAAGUUACGGUGGCCAUGGAAAAAGUGACUUACAACCUGUACUUGUACUUACCGGCAGUAACACUACCUUGGUGAUUCCUUUAAUCACCACUGUAAAAAUUGUCUGAUUGACUCAAUUUACAAUGAAAAUUCCAAUCCCAAUUGUGCUCAUAAGUUGAGGCCUACCUGUAAAGUUAUAGUACAUGAUUGCCACUAGUGAUAGAAAGAUACUUGGAAAAAAUAUUAUUUUUCAAUGUAGCACAAGCCACAAAUCAGAGGUUUGCAAAACAUUUUGAGUUCCAAGGGGGGAGGGCGAAUGUUCCACAGUUGAAAUGGGCAUAAUUUGAAUAUAGGUCAGAAUGCCUUCUACCAUUGUUUGCAUUUAAUUUUUUUAACUAUAAUCAGAUGUAUGUGUGGACAUUUUCUGGUCUACCUAGCACAAUUGCAGUAGAAAUAAAAGCUGAGCAAAGGAGGAAGUUAGGCAUUCUGCCUUCCUUAUGAACAGAGCAGAUAUCUGUUUGUUUGUUUUUAUUAGUAUGGGACCGGGAAAAGACUCCUUACUAAGGCAGUAUAAGCCUAUCUACUCAAAGUAAGCACUGCUAAAUUCAAUGAUAUUAGCUACAAGGAAACUGUUGAGAACUAUAAAUUUAUAGCCCAUUGUGUGUAAUCAAUGACUAAUUAUAAGGAAGUAGUUGCACAUUUGAAUUCAUUACUUGGUCAGCCUGGUGCAUAAGAAAAUGUUAAAAGUUCUUGCCACUGAAUAAGGAAGCAUUCUCCAAAUGUUAUUGCGUGUGCCAUUUACCACUUGUCAGAUCAGCAAUAAAUGUCUUUUUUUCCUGGUCUUGGUCUUUUUCCCUGUUCCUAUACAAUGAUGCAAUCAAUCAGACUAUGAUACUGGGAAGUUAUUUUAUAUAAUACAGCCAGGUUGAGAUUGUGAUUGGAGGUGAUGGCAAAAAAUGAAUUAACUUCCAUUACUCGGGUCACUCCACAGGUACACAAUACAGAUAAUGAACAAGAUUCCAAGAGUAAGAACACUUCAAAAAAUUAUUAGUCAAGACAGUAGAUCCUGAAAGGCAGCCACAAGGCUUUGCGAGACAUAUAUUGUCAUGGCACUUUUGCGCAUAUACUUGUCAAUCAAAGAUUUGGAAGGAACAGAAGUGCAGUGCUAGAGGAAUGGCAAGCUUUAACCAAUUUUGGGAGCAAGUGGGAUAAAGCGGUUAAGCAUUAAAAUUAAUAUACUUUGGAUGCAAAGAAAUGAUUACCAAAACUAUUUUUAAUGAAAAGUA